Molecule: messenger RNA, 7557 nt
Organism: Lagopus muta (rock ptarmigan)
Lineage: Eukaryota; Metazoa; Chordata; Aves; Galliformes; Phasianidae
Gene: CMTR2
Product: cap methyltransferase 2
Exons: 2
Coding region: 905-3196 (763 amino acids)
Biological process (GO): 7-methylguanosine mRNA capping
Cellular component (GO): cytoplasm; nucleus
Molecular function (GO): methyltransferase cap1 activity
Source: RefSeq, a predicted model, not a curated record
UUUGAGGAUGGCUAAAAUUGUAUGCUGAGGGAUUUUCUGUCUCCUAUAUUAAUGCUGAUUAAAUAACGUUACUUAAAUGAGAAAUCUUAGUUUUUGAGUAGACUGGCUGAUUUCUGGUUUCUGAAUCUAAAUUCUCCUUUGCCUGCUUUGCGCUGCGUACUGGAACAGAUGGCAGAAGACUCGCUAGCUUUGUGCCAGUGUGCUCAUGGAGUCUUGAUCCAUUUAGAGCACAACUUCGCACUGCUUUCCUCUUUAACAUCAAGCACAAGUUAGGACUGACCGCAGUUGCAAGAAAAUCUUUUCUUGCUUCAGAUCUAUCACCCUUUUUCCAGUAGGGAAAGCAAGCUGUAAGAACUUGCAGGAGCCUGGUCAAAAUGGUGCAGGGUUGUAACACAGAAAAUAUGCUUUUGUUUGCAGGUUUAGCUACAGGGCUGUUCUCAGGAAGUGCCUGUGAGAAGCUCUGCAAACAUCACAUUUGUUUUAGUGGGGGGAAAAUUAGCUGUGACCAGUUGGGAGAAAAUGGAAGGAACAGCACUGCUCCAUCUCUAAGGGUAGCUGCUGUUGUUUGGGUCUCCCAACUCUACGUGUUUUAAGCAUACUUUGAGAACUUGGAUAAAAUAUUGGUUUAAUUAGAUGAAAAAACUUGUGUCUGUAUGGGAACUGUUGAGUCACGGCCUGAACCGCUGAUUGAGCACCUGGGGAAAGGACCCAGUCAGCCCUGGGAGCACAGGUGAAGGCAGUUCAGCUGUGCAACUGGAAGGGUGGAGCCUGGCUGCACCUCUCUUAGACCCCAUUUAAGGGUUAGUGCCACUUUGGAAGGAUCUCCUUCUGGAGAUCCCUCCUUGGUGAAGAUUUACCCUGCGAACCUGGAAUCUUCUGAUACGGAUUGUCAAUCGGUCCAAGAAUGAGCACAUGCAGGAAGCCUUAUGUUGACCAGACCACAAAUCUUGAAAAGUUCGACCCUGAAAUUCUUUCUGAAAUUGAGAAGCUCUUUGCAAAGAAGUUUUCUUACACUAAGCCACUUAAUAAUGAAUGGCAGCUCCCAGAUCCCAGCGAUGCCUUCACGUGUGACCACAAGGAAUUCAACUCGCUUCUUGAUCUGAAGAACUCGAUGAAUGAAGUGAAGAAUCAGCUUAGUGAUAAGAACCUCAUUGAAUGGCAUCAGCACACUUCGUUUACCAAUAAAGCAGGAAAAAUAAUUCCUCACGUGAAGAAAUCUGUGAAUGCUGAGCUCUGCACCCAGGCCUGGUGCAAGUUUCAUGAGAUGCUGUGCAGUUUUCCUCUUCUCCCUGCAGAUGCUCUUCAGGAGGGACAGCUGAACUCUGUUCACCUCUGUGAAGCGCCGGGGGCUUUUAUAGCCAGCCUCAAUCACUACUUAAAAUCCCACCACAUCCACUGUGACUGGAAUUGGGUGGCUAAUACUCUAAACCCAUAUCAUGAAGCAAAUGAUACCCUUAUGAUGAUUAUGGAUGACCGUCUUAUAGCAAAUACGCUGCCUUGGUGGUACUUUGGCCCGGACAACACCGGCGAUGUGAUGUCAUUGAAACAUCUGACAGGACUUCAGAACUUUGUAAGUAACAUGGCCACAGUUCACUUAGUAACUGCUGAUGGAAGCUUUGAUUGCCAAGGAAAUCCAGGUGAGCAGGAAGCCCUCGUCUCCCCCCUCCAUUACUGUGAAACAGUCACUGCUUUAAUGAUCCUGGGCGCCGGAGGAUCCUUUGUUUUGAAGAUGUUUACCCUGUUUGAGCACUGUUCUACCAAUCUUCUCUUUCUGCUGAACUGCUGCUUUGAGGAGGUUCACGUCUUUAAGCCAGCCACUAGCAAAGCUGGAAACUCAGAGGCCUAUGUAAUUUGUCUUCGUUACAUGGGCAGAGAGAGCAUUCAUCUGCUGCUUUCUAAGAUGAUGCAGAACUUUGGGACGGAUAUGGUCAACAAAGCUCUUUUCCCCCAGCAUCUGAUCCCAGAAUCUUUUCUUAAAAUGCACGAGGAAUGUUGCGUGUUCUUCCACAGGUGCCAGGUGGAGACUAUCUGUGAAAACAUCUAUCUCUUUGAGCACAUGGAAGAAGCAGAGCAGACAAAACUGAACAAGUUGAGAGAUUGUGCAGUAGACUUCUUCAUGCAAAGAUUUUGUAUGAAACCCAUUGCUAGAAGUAACUGGCUUGUCAAGAAAUCUCAGACUGGUUGCAGCAUGAAUGCAAAAUGGUUUGGGCAAAGGAACAAAUAUUUUAGUACGUACAAUGAAAGAAAAAUGCUGGAAACCCUUACAUGGAAUGAUAAAGUGGCAAAGGGCUAUUUAAAUCACGUGGCUGAAGAACACAGCUUAACUAAUGCUGGUAAAAUGUGCAUUUUGGACGGAUUGUCUUCUAACCUUAAGUGUAACUUGUGGUACAUUUUGGAAGGAAAGAGGCUACCAGCAGUAAAAUGUUCACCAUUUUGUGAUGGCCAAGUCUUGGCAAAUCUUAACGAAGCUAUGAAUGAACUGGUGGGGAGGCCAAAAACCAAACAGCUGCUGCAGCUUUGUCACUCCUGUGAGGUACUGCCUGGGGAGCAGAUGUUGGCAGAAGUGUCUGAUCUUUACCAGUCUUAUCAGGAGAUCCUGAAUGGAAGACGUGGGGACAAAUUCAAGUGCCUUGUGGUGGAUUUCCCAUCCCUUUAUGAUGCUGAAAGCCAGCCUGGUAUGGAAAUAAAGUGCCUAGACUCGACCACGCUGCUGACUUUUAGCUUCUCUUUGCUUUAUGAUGGAGAACCAAAAUACCAACAGCAGCUUUUGGAGUGUGUUCUGCAUUCCCUGAAUCAGCUUGCAAUAGGAGAUGCAUUGAUUCUGCCUAUUCUUUCUUGUUUUACACGUUUCACAGCUGGCCUGGUGUUUGUACUGCAUUGCUGUUUCAGGUGCAUCACAUUUGCUUGUCCGACGUCCCACGAGCCACUGAAGACCUGCACUGCUUUGCUGUGUGUUGGCUAUCAGGGUGUCCCAAAUCCAGUUACUGAGUACCUGCAACAUCUGCAUAAGCUGAUGAGUUCUUUGCUAGACUCGGAUUCUCCCAAGCAAGUUUUGCAGUUUGUGCCUAUGGAGAGUCUCCUCCAGGGCAAACUGUUGGAGUUCUUGUGGGAUUUGAACACGGCCAUUGCAAAGAGACAGCUCCACUUGCUUGUGCAAGCCAAGCAGCAGCAAACGACUGGCAGUAUUUCACUAUAAAAUAACCCUAAAAUCGAGCAAGUUGCUGCUAUGCCUUGUUUCUCAGGCAGGUAGAAGUUAAAAAUGUUGAUGUGAAGGAAACGUCAAUGCCAUGGCUAAGUUUUACAGUCUCGGUACUGGGAGGAUGUUUUGAGCUAUCAACCCUACUUGUGCUGUACUGGGCUGUAGAAACCCUUGGCUUAAUCUCAGGUAUGGGAAGUCAGGGCAGUGAUUGAAGUGGACAAACUGUUUCUUCUGUCACCAGUUAUCUGUUCAAAUUUCUUCGUGUGCCACCUGGAGCAGUGAUGUGGCUUUCCUGAUGAAAGGUGGUGUGGUGCCUUACCUGUUUAUUUCGGCCAGGCUGUGGUAGGCUUUGUUUUGUGAUGUUAUCUCUCUUCUGCUGAGCUAAAUGUGGGAGUUCUGACGCUGCUGCUUUUCUUAUGGGAUUUGUGGGAGCCAAAAAUUGAUGCUGGGGCCAGAAUGCUCAGCAGCGUGCAAGCCUGGUGUGCAACUUGAGGGAUUUUGGGAGCUGGCAACUCGUUUGCAGGGGCUGGGUUGAAAACAACUGCCUUUAAACAGUAGCAGAGGCAUGCAGGGAAAGAUUCUCUUUAAAUGUGAAUGCAAGGACCGUGCUGUAUGGCCUAGGACAGGUGAUUGCAUGGCUUCAUCUCCCUGUCCCAUCAAUGGAUGGAGCAUCUCAACUUUUUUAUGGGCACCUCCUUAACCUGAUUUGGGACUCCUUGAUUGUAGUGCUAUUAAGGAGGAACUGCAGAUGUUUUUCAGGCAAACAGCGUGGUCAGGCAGGGCUCUGUGUUCCAAGAAAUGCUUUGGAGGAGUGCUAAGCUGAAGAAAUGCGAUACUUUCCUUGGGUUAAGAUUUCAUUUGAUUCUCCUUAGAGAUAAAAAUGAUGAAAUUGCUGCCUGGCUGCUCCUUUAAGGGAGUCAAAUUUUAUUUUUUGUAUUGCUCCUUUGAGGGCUGAAUUUUGAAGCCUAACCCGUACAUUAACACUUAGUUUUAAGUUUGUAGUUUACAUGGGAAAACUUGCUUGGAGGGAGAAAUGAUGUUUGGAAGGAAAAAUGAUUUACUGCAGAUAUGUGCAGGAUCUCUUAGAAGAAAGUCAGAAAUGUGGAGCCGGAAGGAAAAUAGUCUCCUGAUUAAUUACCAGUCACCUUCUGGAAGCACUUCUAAUUAUGUAAUAUAGGAGCUUGAAGGAUAAUUGAUUACUGCUAAGGAUUAAAAGCGCUGCUGAAAAACUGUUUUGUCUGGAGGUGUUGCACAUUUAAUAAGCUUUUUUGCCACGUUGAUUGGGGUAGAAUUUCAUGCAUUUAACAGUUCAUUUUUUAUUUAAGGAUUUGAUAGGUGAAUGAGUCGGUGGCUCAGGUCUGACUAACUGAUAGCAUUUUCUAAAAGUCCUGUUUUUUACAGCUGCAUGUAGGUAGAAGCAGAGAAGCCUUGCUAACAAAAGCUUCGGAGGCUGGUCAUUGUCCCCAUUUAAAUGAGCUUGCUCUGCCGUGAGCUGAGUCACGCUUCCUCCCUCGGACCAGGAGUCGGGAUUUCUUUUUCAAAAGAAAUACUGAAAAUGAGAGGAAAAAAGCAGGGAAGGAAUAUUGUGGAAGAAUGACUGACAAGGCUUCAGAGACCACCUGUAAGAGGCUCCUUUACCUGAGUCAAAGCAGAAUAAAGGUAUUGUCCACCGAAGGCACCUUUGUGUCUCUGCUGCCCUUUCAGAGGUGAUUUAUGCAUCUGAAGCCCAUGAAAAGGCUUCUCUUAAAGCAGGGGCAAAUGAGAUUUCGAGCACACAUGUGUUCUUGCACUGUGGUGUUCUGCUCUGGAGGCUCAGGUAGCAGAAGCAUCCCAACCAGCAGAUGAUUAAUGUGAGGUUUUUCUCCGAACGUCAGUCUGAUGCUUUUGAAUUCUUAUUGUAAAGUAAAAUCCGAGCACCGUUCAGGAUGUGUUUUUCAAACUCGGAUUUUCAAGUUUUCCUUGGUCUGGUUUGCACAUCUGGCAAACUAUGCAGACUUCUUGGAGAUUUCUCCAGUCCCACCUUUCCUCACGUGUUCGACAGUUAAAUCAAGGAGGAUGAGCACAGGAUUAGUUCCCACGGUGACAGGAUGUGUGCAAGGUGUUCUACUUCCCUUUCUUCCUUAGUUCUUAAGAUGAAGCAUUCUGAAUAGCUGCAGAAUGAGAAGCCAGGUCCCUAAAACAUAGGAAAUCCAAUGUCUUAUACAUCCUGGUGCCCCGUUUGCUCUGAACCUGUUGGCAGCUGUCAGGAGGUGGUGGAACAAAUCCUUUGGCAGCAGCUGCUCCUUCUGUUAUGGAAAAUAUCUGAUUUGGGAACUCUUCUUUUGUUGUGGCAGCAGUUUCAAAGUUAGGAAUGAGGCUUGUCUCCUUAAUUGUGAGAGUCCUGCAUUGUCCUGGCUGUCUCUAGACCAAUAAUGUCGUUGAGGAGUGACACUUAAUUUCACUUGUGACUUUUGGAAUAUGUAAGAAUGCAUGGGAAGAAUGCAUUAACCUUUGCAGAGAGGGGCUGAUGGCUCCUGUGUUGGGCAGUGCUGUCAGUCCCUUUGGCUGAUUGCGUUUUGGGUGAUGGCUGAUGAAGUGUCUCAGUGUCCUGGCUGCCUUUAUGCUGGCCUCUCUCUUUUUUUUCCUUUGACCUGCUUGAAGAUGAACUGGUUGUCAGCUCUCUUUUGUAGGAGCCUCGAUCUUCAUGCAGGAAAGAUGGGGGGGGGGGAAAACAUAGAUUGGUAGAUAAAUAGAACAUAGAUUCAAUCAUGGUGCGUGAAGACCCGAAGCAAAAUUAGCUUUGCAGCUCUGCUACUGCAAGUUUCCAAUGGAGGACCAAUAUCUGUGUCCAGUGAUCAGCUGCAAGCUCCACUGUUUUCUUCUGAAUGUCUGGAGCUUCUGUUUUAAGCUAGCAUAGUAGUUGCAUGGAGUUUGAAUGGGUUGGAUUCCUCACCAACCAAAUGUGUUGGUUUUCCUUCUUAGUUCAGUUGCAUUCAGACUUGCCACUUAUUUUCACUGAUCUUCUGUGGAUUUAUUUGGAUGUGCACAGAUUGUGUGUGUUUUUGCCACUGGCUUUCCAAUUUAAUUUCUGCAGAACAUAAUGAGAUUUAUGGUAUGAAAUCCGGUAGCUUAUUAAAAUGGUACUAAUUGGUGUCUAUUCAUCUUAAUUUAAGCUGAUCUAUUAAAUUACUGGUGGUCGAAGUAGAAUAUUUAGCAGAAUUAGAGUUUAUUAAAAGUACAACUUGAAAUUUAACAAGAAGGGCUUUGUGUUCCUUAUGUAGAAAGUGGGAAAAGGAAAGAAGAAACCCCACACCUUGAUUUUGGACCUCUGCAACUGGAUGCUUUAGGAUGCAAUAAAUGAAGGAUGACCGGCAAGCUGAAGCCUCAGAGCCUUGCAUCUCCUGCUACUGUUCCUAAAACCCAUCUUUUGACAUCUGUUUAAUUUAGAGAUGAUUUUCAGCUUGUUAAUUCCUAAUGGCGAAGCAGCGGAGAUCCUACGUUCAUUUGUCUUACUGUUUUGGGUGGUGUGAAAUACUUUUGUUUAUCGGCUCUAAACAAGAGCCUCCAUCUCAGCUGCAGCCUUUGAAUCUCUCUCUCUCUUUUUUUUUUUUUUUUUUUUUUUUUUUUUUUUUUUUUUUUUAGUGCUUUGAAGGCAGAGAGAUUAAAAUUUCCUCCCAGAAGCCUGGUAAUGGUUUCUCCGUCUCGUUCUUGAAACCGUUUUCGUGAAUGCCAUACGGAUAUCCUCAGCUCCAGUUGUUUGUGUUGCAUUCACCUGACAAAGAUCAAGCGUGGCUGUUUAUGCUGGCGAUGCGUUCAGCCUGUGGCUGCUCGUUUCUUGCUCCUCAGGGAACAAUUUGGAUUGCUGUUGAGCCCUCCUGCCCCACUUGUGGGGUCCAGAGCUGAAUGCAAGUCUGAACAAUGGAAUUUGCUGAAAGAAUUAGCUGGUGGCUGUGGGGACUUUAAACAAGCAGAACCUUUGUGAGACAUUUAAAAGCAUUUUGGGCAUUUUCCCACCAGCAAGGAGAGGCCUUUCCUUGCUCAAAAUUCUGUUUUAAAGAAGCUCUGAGGUGUGAGCAUCUGUGCAAAUAGUUUGCCUGUUGCUUGUUGCCUUUCUUUUAUGCACGCAGUACGUUUGUGCUUGCGUGUAUGGGAACCCCCAUGAAGGUGGUACAGCAAGGAAGAUUUUCCUUUUGUAACUUACCAGCGUGUGCUUUUGUUUUGAAGGGUGUGAAUGUAAAUAUUGUUUUGAUGUACAUUAUGGGAUGUUGGUUUAUGGGGCUGUUGUUGUAUUUCCGUUUGGCCCACAGAUGUGUGUUGGAAGAGCUUUUCUGAAUGGAUGGAAAACAAAAUGCAGAGAAAAUAAACUAUGUUCUGUUUUA